AUGAAGUUCGCCGCUGCGAUCCUCGCCUUUCCAAGCGUAGUCCUCGCUGCCGAAGUAACCUGCUGCGCCGUUGGCGACGAAUCUUCAAUCAACAAGGGCGAUAUUGAGUAUGCCAUCAAAAAUCGGGCGACCGAACUAGGCAUUCCCGGAGGCGCCCAUUACACAUACAGAUGGACAACGUGCGUUAAUGAAGAUGCCAUUUCUCGACCUGCAGCCGUCAUUUCCACACCUUACUGUAAGUUUCGCAUGUCCUUCUUUUCGUAA
Messenger RNA from Colletotrichum orchidophilum, 264 nucleotides. RefSeq lists its product as uncharacterized. NCBI's taxonomy places the organism in Eukaryota, Fungi, Ascomycota, Sordariomycetes, Glomerellales, Glomerellaceae. The transcript has a single exon. The record is from RefSeq and is a predicted model, not a curated record. The coding region runs from base 1 to 264 and encodes 87 amino acids.